GAAACAGUAAGCCUCGUUUUCGCGGGAGAUAUCAGUUUCUCGGAUCCAGUACGCACUGAUGUCCAUCGCAACUUUUACUGCUACAAAGACACUUUGAGUCAUGUGGCCCAGUACGUCAGAGAUGCGGACAUUUCCUUUGCAAACCUGGAGUCUCCCAUAGUUCCUAAGAAAUCGCUGGAAAAUAAAAAUGUGGGACCAAAAGUAAUUUUUCUCUACGCUGAAAAACAAAGUGUUUCAGCUUUAAGGUAGGUUAGGAGAAACAGUGGACAUUGUUUAUUUUCAUUUUUUUUCCUUUUCCUAGCAUCGGGGGGGAUCAACAACAUUCCUGCCUUAGAGAAAAAGACUUAUCAGUACCUUACCUGAUAAUAUAAUAGAGCGAUUUUACUUGACCCGUGAAACAGAUAAUAGACCUUGUCACGGUUUUCGACGCCAUCUUGACGAGUAGGCAAACGUGUGAAAAAUUACAGUGUUUGUAUGAGAAUCUAAUGUUGAAUAAUUUCCGUAAAACCGCUGUUCUGAAAAAAAAUAUCAAUUGUAAACUAAAGCUACAAAGCAAAAGAUUGUACUAAAAAAUUUGGGGGCGUGCCUGUGCUUAAAUUUCUCCGGGGGCUUGCUUUAGAUUUUCCAUAUAUUUGACUGUUUUAGCCUGCGUGGAAGCUCCCCAUUUGAGUACUCGAAUCGAGAGCUUCCGCUAACGCCGGCUAAGCGAGGGAAAGGCGAGACCCAGGGAAUUUCCCCGCGCAGAGGAUACUCUUUACCAAACGCUUGCCCCUGCGUGAGAUCGCUCUCCUUUCGUGCCGGAUAUUACAAUCAGAGAGCUGGCUUGAAGAGUACACAAGUUCUUUCGCAGGCUUGCGGGAUUUGAUGUCAUGACGAUAGCAAAUAAUCACCUUAAUGACUUUGGCGAGUUUCCCGUGAAUUAUACAGUAAACACUUUGAAAAAUGCUGGAAUAAAAGCUGUUGGUGCAACUUACGGACCCUUCAACUCUCAUCAGGUAAUUAAUAACUAUUGUAGCAUGCUGUAAAGUGAGCCUUUAAUAUUCAAACCUUUACUAAUUGUAAUAUUCGAGCAUAAUCAUUUCCAACGUAGAUGUUUAGAUAUAAGAAAUUUGGAUUUUUAAUUACACACAGUGAUUUGGAACUCGAGGAAAAUUGUACGUUAAUUGACACAAGAAUGUACUUAUUCAGGGAAAAUUUCAUCCCGUUCUAAGAUAUUUUCGAUUUGUUGAUUGAACCAGACUUGAGGGAACGAAUUUGAAAAUGAGAGGGCAGCACGGUAAGUAGUGUUGGUGGCACACUUAAAUUUAAUGGAUUAGAGGCCCACUCCUGAAGGGGGCACUGCUGCCCCCCCUCCCCACACCUCCCCCUAGCUAUUUCUACGGCCAUGUGAACAUCCACCGUAAUAGGAGAACCAGGGAAGGUUAACAAACCGGUUUGCGCCUGUUUUUUUCUUUUGAGUUUUGUAGGUUCCUGUCAUCCUAGAGAGAAAAUCGUUAAAGAUCGGGGUCUUAGCAUACUGUUUGACGCAUGGAGGAAAAACUGAUAAAGUUCAAAACUGCACUGAAGUUAGGAGUCUUUUCAAGGAAGGACCAGCUAUUUAUCGUAGAGAUGUUGCAAGAGUUGAUGUUGAAAGAUUAAAGGUAGGCCAGGAUUCCAGUUUUUAUCGCAGUAAGAACAUAAUUUAUGUAUGUCGGCGUAUAACGCAGUUUUUAGACAAGGGCCUAAUUUGUUCAAGGAAUGGCUAGAUUGCUCUUUGGAUUUGGCAAUGUUGUAAAUGAAAAACACUAUUACCGAUAUAUAGAGAGUAAAGGCAUCAAAAAUUAGGAAAACAUUAUCAAUUGACGCUUCAUGGUGUCUGCCUCAUAACAUUGUGAAGAAAGAGCAUAAUUUUUUCCCUUUAAAAGUCACGACAUAAAUGACUUCCUUGACCACGACACACUUCGGCCUAAACACUCCAUUUUCACACUAGUACUCUGUCAUUUUUCCACUCUUCUAUUUUUUUCUAUGAUUAAAAUCGUCUAUUUUAAUAUAAAUAUUUUUGAAUAAAACUAACCUAGAACAUAUAAAAAUAGGGUGAAAAAGGAAGACGCGUGCACUGUAUUUCCUCCAAGAGGUAUCUAUAUGCCCUUAAAUAUCUCUCCGUUGACUGGUCUGAUUUAGGCAAGAAAAGUUGACGUAAUUGUUAUUUUGAUGCACUGGGGCCGAGAAUACCGUCCUCGAAUGAAUGGCUUACAAAGGCGAAUAGCUACGUAUCUGACGUCACUCGGCGUGCAUGUCAUCAUUGGCUCUCAUCCGCACGUGAUGCAGCCGUACAGCUACCGCGACAAACGAUUUGUUGCUUACAGCUUAGGAAAUUUACUCUUCUCCCAUGAAUGGACUCCAGAAAAAUUUAGGGUAGGUUAUUGUCUCUUUCUCUUUUUCCUUUUCUUUCUGCACUGUAAUAUUCGCUUGAACUUACAACAUACAACAAUAGCCGAGGACAGCGGAGGAAGAUCAAGAGAACGAAAAUCAUUGGCUUUACACUUAGCCUCGCUUUAAAACAGAGGCUUCGGGCUACUCGGAAGUGGCCUUUUUUCUGGGGAGUGGGGGGUGGGGGGGAGUCAUCCAAAUGAGCGUGGUCCGAAUGAGAAAGGGUGGUCGAAAACCAUGAAUUCUGGAUAGAAACAGGGGAUUGAACGCAAUCAUGUUACAGUUGAAAACCUUACAGUCCAUUCAGCAACAAACCUUGAAACAAAUUGACUCAAAUUGUAGAUUUUGCCGUCGAGAAAACCCUCAAAAGUAUCGUAUAAAAGAGAUAAAAAUAGAAAAGUAUCAAGUUUUGCGGAAUUAAUGAGCAGGACAGCGUGCACUUUAAAGAUAUGAAAUUCGACGUUAAUUUUGUAAGUACUGAGAAUAGUGGUGAACUAAAAUGAACCAGGUAAAUUUAUUUUCCCGAUCGUCUCAAAGAGGGAAGGGGUGUCUUGAGCCACCCCAAAGACCACCCCCCCCGCCCCACCCAUCCCACGACCACCUGAGACCAGCGAACGACCAGACAAAGACGCAUACGAAAGAGAGUAUAAGACGACUCAGCAGAGAAUGGUGGACGCAUAGGAGAUCGAUAGCAAUUUAGUCGAAAGAAAAAACACCAAAAAAAUACAAAAAAAAAAAAAAAAAAAAAAAAAAAACAAUUUUUGGGGAAUUAAAGAAUAAUAAAUCGUUGUCUUUAAAAAAAUUAAAAUUGACGUUUAUUUUUUAAAUAUUUAAAAAAAGGGGGAAAAAAAAAUAAACAGGGUAAUUUUUUUUCCCCGCCCUUCCAAAAAGGGGAAGGGUGGUUUUGGCCCCCCCCACCCCCCCCCCCCCCCCCUACACCCUCUCCGCAAUCCCUGGUAGCAGUGUAGUUACAAAACAUUUGAAGUUAAGAGGUACGACUUAAUGCCUUACAAGUUACGUGGGAUUGUUUCCACGGCUGCAUUAUCCUUCACGUAGGUUAUGUUUCUACUUCUCAUUAAAUGCCUGAAAUUUAAGCCGUUAUUGGUGAAUCGUACGUUUAAUUCGAGCAGCUGCCGUUCUUUUCGAUGAAAGCCACAAGAAGCGGACGUCUUAUCCGUACUGAGGUUUCAAGGUUAGUGUAAUUAGUCCUAGUUUAGAAUACACCGAUUUAGCCGGCGUCACAUCACACCUGCGCAAUGUACAUGUAAGGUACAAGCUCCAUGGGUAAGCGCAGUGUUAUUUAGGGUGGAUCAGAAGCCAUAAUGCUGUUAAGGGUGGAUUCAUUUGCAACAUAUAUGCGUAGCCUUCAGAGUCCUUUAUUUGUAUUUAUUUUUUUAUUUUUUUCAUUGCUUUUAACCCUAAAAACAACAACAAAAGCAAACACCGGGCAAAUGCGACGGCUAUACGACUUACUUUUCCAAGUAAGUCUUUGCGUACACUAUACCGGUCAAGUAUGGAAAUCUGUUCACACGGCGCCAAAGAGAAACAGAAACCUAUCCGAUAUAUGACGAUCCACUUUCAAGGUCUAGCGCGACGCACGGGCUUUACGGAAACCUCGUUGAAAUCAUCGCGCUUAUGUGUGAACAGGACCACUAUCAGUUACGGUUUUCGAACCGGGGCAAGAGCUAUCUUGCAUAGUUCUUCACAAUAACUACGAUAAGGCGAGUUAAAACUAGCCUACAACAUAGGCGUUAUUUUGGGGUGUUUUCUAGGUGAGCGAAAGCAAGCCCGAAGUGAGCGGGAAGCGCUAGACACCCGCCACGGGGGAAGGCGCAAAAAAAUAGCUAAAUUUUUCUUUUUCUCCGCAGAGGCUUCCCCCAAGCGGAGGACGAUGAGAAGAGGGAAAAGGGGGGAACCUCUCUCCUUCGUUCGGCAUUCGAUUCUAUCGUCCUGGCCUCGGUUGUUCAAAAGAUGAAUAACGCUAUCCACUGGAUAAGUCUCUAUCCAGAGGAUAGCGCAAUCGUUUUUCGUAAUACUUAUCCACUCGAUAGUGAUUUAUCCAGUGGAUAGCGCUAUCCACGUUUGAACAACUGGAACCAGAGCCAUUUCCCUUCUUACUCUUACACUUACAUAAAAUUCCGUAGUCUCUCUUCAAAUUUCUGCUUUGCAAAUAUCUUUGUUUGUAAGUCGAAGUCUCUUCAAGUUAGAAAAAAAAAAAAGGAAACUGAGAGUGGCAUGAGAUCCGAAACCCAUCGCCUAUACCACUUCACCAUGGAAUACUCAACUGCCAAUAACCCUUUUGAUUUACUUAUACAUAUAGUGACAAACCUAAAACGAAAUUGAACAUUAACCAUUUCGAGUCAGUGCAUAUGCUAAUCACUGUAUAGUCAGUGCGCUUACUCCCAUACAGGGAAUUAUUUUGCGCAAACAUCAUAAGGUGUCCAAUGUGGUUCUGGACGAUGGAAUCCAAUCUCUAACCUCAUUUUUUUUCCUUUCCCUCCUUCCUCGCGCGAUUUCUUUCUCCCUUCUUCCCAACCUUACCAUGACAAAAGAGAGAGAGCGUGCUUACAUAGUGAGUUUGGGACGCCUGUGAUGAAGCUCACCCCUUCGUUUAUUUUCCUUGGGCUUUGGGAAAGUAAUUUUAGGCCGGCCUAUGCAACUGGGACCAGUGCUAUCUACUCACUAAACUAUUCUAAUUUUUUUUUUCUAUCCAGAAAAGGAGUCGUCCGAGUUCAGUAUCUUCCUUAUGAAAUAAGAAAAAACCCAACCAAUCAUUGUCUACAACCGAUACCAUUGAAUCAGGACGGAUGGAUUGACGUAUGCGGACAGACAGACACCAUGUGCUUGAAACACUGA
Porites evermanni is the source of this 5265-nucleotide messenger RNA. The record is from the annotation of a GenBank genome assembly. Lineage: Eukaryota; Metazoa; Cnidaria; Anthozoa; Scleractinia; Poritidae.